Striga hermonthica is the source of this 501-nucleotide messenger RNA. Lineage: Eukaryota; Viridiplantae; Streptophyta; Magnoliopsida; Lamiales; Orobanchaceae. The record is from the annotation of a GenBank genome assembly.
AUGGGUGCCCUCUGCAAGCUGGUCGACGCCGCCCUCUUCGUCUUCUUUCUCUUCAUCGCCGUCGUGGCGCCGCUCAUCGAUGGCCAGACGUGCCUCCCGGAGCACCUCUUUCCGCCGUUCCUGUUGGAGCUCAAGAGGUCGUACGCACAGGAGUACGGAGACUACCUGGUCGCCGAGAAGCCGCAUUUCUUCAUUGGGAUUGUUUGGCUCGAGCUUAUUUUCCAGUGGCCUCUCGCCGUCGCCAGUGUCUAUGGAAUUGUUGCAGGGAAAUCUUGGCUGGGCACCGCCUGUUUAUUGUAUGGGGCUUCCACUUUGACUUCCAUGGUUGCCAUAUUAGCUGAGCUCUCAUUGUCCAACCGAGCAUCUGACCAGCUGCUAAUGAUGUACUACCCGUUUUUGGGGUGUGCCCUUCUAGCUUUGUUGCGUGGACUGCUGGCUAAUUCGGGCAAGAAUGCAGCAGUCGGGAAAAGAUCUGUCCCACACAGGAAAAAGAGGGCUUAA